This is a messenger RNA of Cinclus cinclus, 1763 nucleotides long. Its product is annotated as EGF-containing fibulin-like extracellular matrix protein 2. NCBI's taxonomy places the organism in Eukaryota, Metazoa, Chordata, Aves, Passeriformes, Cinclidae. The record is from RefSeq and is a predicted model, not a curated record. Gene Ontology annotation, molecular function: calcium ion binding.
AUGGGGCCCCCCUCGCUGCUCCUCCUCCUCUUCCUCGGCGCCACCGUGGCCCCCGCGGCCCCCCCGGACCUGGAGGAGCUCGAGGAUUACGCGGAGUGCAGCGAUGGUUACGAGUGGGACCCCGAAACUGAGCACUGCAAAGACGUGGACGAGUGCGCGGGGGAGGGGCCGCCGCCGUGCCGGGGCUCCAUGAAGUGCCUGAACCAUUUUGGGGGGUACCUGUGCCUGCCCCGCUCGGCCGCGCUGCUCAGCCCCGGGCCCGCCCCGCCCCCGCCCCGCCCCCGCCCCCGGCCCCGCCCCGCCCGGACCCCGCCCCCGACGGCCGCUGCCCCCCCGGCUUCGGCCCCGCCCCCGACGGCACCUGCGCAGACACGGACGAGUGCGCGGGACCCCCCCCCCUGCCGGCCCAGCCAGGACUGCAUCAACUUCCCGGGGGGCUUUGAGUGCCGCUGCCCCCCCGGGUACCGGCACCUGCACACCGAGUGCGUGGACGAGGACGAGUGCCAGUUCCGCUGGUGCCAGCACAGCUGUGCCAACUCCCCCGGAGCCUUCUCCUGCCGCUGCCACCCCGGCUUCAGCCUCGGCCCUGACGGCCGCUCCUGCCUCGACGUGGACGAGUGCUCCAUGGGCGCCCGCUGCUCCCAGCGCUGCCUCAACACCUUCGGCUCCUUCCGCUGCCGCUGCCGGUCCGGCUUCGUUCUGGGCGCCGACGGGCACGAGUGCCACGACGUGGAUGAGUGCCAGGGCGGGGUCCCAUGCCAGCACCGCUGCCAGAACAUCCCGGGGGGCUUCAGGUGCCUCUGCCCCCCUGGCUACACCGAGGAAGGGGGGCUCUGCCGGGACCAGGACGAGUGCGCCGAGGGCUCCCAUGAUUGUGGGGAAGCUCAGAGCUGCCUCAACACUUUUGGGGGGCACCUCUGUGUCCCCCGUGAACUCUGCCGGGGGCCCUACACCCCCCACCCCCGCAGCAACGGGACCUGCGUGUGCCCCGGGGGUGUCCCCGGCUGCGCCCCCCGUCCCCGCUGGCUCCUGCACCGCUUCCUGGCCAUCCCCCAGAUUCCCGAUGUUCCCACUGGGAUCUUCCAGCUCCAGCAUCCCCCGGGGGACCCCCAAAGGCUGCGGCUGCGGGGGAGCCCCCCUGGCGCCUUUCGCCUGCGGGCGCUGACCAAUCACAGCUCGCUGCUGGAGCUCACGCGCCCCCUGGCGGGCCCGCGGCAGCUGCUGCUGGAGGUGGAGCUACUCCCGCCCGGGCCCCGCCCCCCGCACAAGGCCGAGGCCACGCCCCCCGGAGCAUGGGAUCCGCCCCCUCCCGCUGGGCGUGGCCUGGCCUUGCUCCGCCUCCACCUGGCUGUGGGGGCUCACCCGUUCUAGGGAGGAGACACCCACAAAACAGAGACCAGCACUGCCCAAACCGCCCCUGGGAUCCCCAGAACCUCCACUGGCACCCCAAACUGCCCUCGGGACCCCCAACCUUGCUCUGGGGCCUCCAAACCUACCGGGGAUCCCCCAAAGUCCUGCUGGGACUCCCAGUUUCCUCCCCUGUCCUUGCAACCCUCCCCAGGACCCCCAGAAGCACCCCCUGGGACUUCCCCCCGCCCCCCCCCUCCCCCAAGCUCCUCCGGCACUGCCCCAAACUGCCCAGGGAACUCCAAAACCUCCCUGGGGCAACCCUCACCCUACAUGGGACCCCAAAAUUCCUUCCUUGGGACCUCCAACAUCCCCCAGGCGAUCCCCCACACAAUCCCCAGGAACCGCCAAAGAAC